AAAUAACUAGUUGUGUUUACGUUUCAAUAUGAUUAGGCGUUAAUUUGACACAUUUUAGAUUAGAAAAUAGUAAAAAUGUUAAUAAAGAACCUUGUUUUACUACUAAAAACAGCCACGGAAGACGCAACGGAUAAAUACGUUGACAUUUUCACCAAAAACGAUUUUAAGGUUAGACUUGUUAAAACAUUGGACUUUAAAUUCAGAAAUUUGAACGUUUUAAGUGUAUUACUUAAAAACCCCGACGACUUUUCCGGAUUAAUUUUUUCCAGUCCCAGGUGUGUGGAAGCUGUACAUAAAUCGUUAUGUAAUGAAAGAAUUAAGGAGGAAUGGAGAAACAAUAGUAAUUAUGUUGUGGGUGAGAAAACUUACGAUUAUGUUUUGGAGAAGUUGGGUUUGGUUUGUAAGGGUAAAGAGACAGGGAAUGCAAGUAAUUUAGCAAAGGAAAUUAUUUUAGAUGUAGAUCUCUUAAAUGGUAAACCUUUACUAUUUCCUCAUGGAAAUCUAAAGACUGGUACUCUAGAAAAGGACUUGGGACAAAAAAAAAUUGGAAUUUAUAAUAUUGAAGUCUAUGAUACAAUAACAAAUUUGGAUAUUGAAAAAGAGCUUAUCAAAGCUACAGAAAAUUAUACUAAAGCACCAGAGUAUGUUGUGUUGUUUAGUCCUUCUGGUUUAAAAAGUUCUAUUGAAUUUUUAAGAAAAAUACCUGAAUUUUUGGAUAUUAAGUAUGUUGCUGUGGGACCUGUAACUGAAGCUGAAAUCUUAAAAACUGAAAUAAAACUGUGCAAGACAGCUCUAAAGCCAAAUCCAGAGGAAAUUUUAAAAGCUGUUGAAAGUUAUACCUUGUAGGCAAUUUUUAAUUUUUUAAUAUAUUUUAUAAAUAAAACAA
Brassicogethes aeneus is the source of this 886-nucleotide messenger RNA. Lineage: Eukaryota; Metazoa; Arthropoda; Insecta; Coleoptera; Nitidulidae. The record is from the annotation of a GenBank genome assembly.